AUGCCGGACGCGAUGGCCAGGAAGCAUCCGUGGCUGUUGGUAUUUCAGAAGGAACGCAGUAAUUGUCGCUCAUAUGCUGGUCAAGCUUGGAAACAGUUUCUCGAGCUACUGAUCACCGUCCUGCGGGAAGGGUGGUGCGACUUGGAGAUCCUGCUGGAUCCCCAUUUCCUGCACUUACCCAAGCGCGUGGAGUCCGUCACGUGGUACCCCGGGAUGGCCUCUCACCAGGCCAACUUGGCAGAUCCCAACCUGAAUCGUCGAGAGCCGGCGGAUCUCCUCGAGGCACUGGUUGAGUGCAACCGCCAAGAUCCAUGGCGCAAUCACUAUCGCGACACUCCCCAGUAUCAUCCGUCGCGCAACAUCGCGCGCCUCCCUACCAAGUUCUUCAAUAUUCGUGCUGUCGGCGAUCAGUAA
Molecule: messenger RNA, 414 nt
Organism: Phytophthora sojae
Lineage: Eukaryota; Oomycota; Peronosporomycetes; Peronosporales; Peronosporaceae
Exons: 1
Coding region: 1-414 (137 amino acids)
Source: RefSeq, a predicted model, not a curated record